CCUGCCUGCCCGGACUAUGAAGGCUUAGCUACCCUCUUCUCGUCGCGAACUUGUUCCCUCUUCGAUACGACCUCAGCUCUCGAAGUGCAACCCACAUUGCCGACUCGCCGAAUCGAGCCGAGGCGACGCGCAAUGAUCUCAACAAAACUGCCGUUCGCUGCACAUGCCCUCGUCGAGACCGCUGCCGCUCUGUCGUUCAUCUUCCGUCCGGAAAAGCAGCUUCCGGCGUGCACCCCUGCGGCGAAGCUCAUUCUACGCCAGUAUGGCGGGCUGCUACUCGCAACUAACCUCGUAUGCAUCGUCAUUCUCGCCCAACCUAGCCUUGGCGAUAACACGAUACGGCUACUCGCCGCCGCCUUGGGAUCCUAUCAUCUUUGGCCAUGCUAUCGAGCCUACAUCCGCAUUGCUUACCAAGUUGACGCGCAAGAGCAGACGCAACCCGCAUUAGGCGGCCCGUCUGUGCAUCUGGUGGUGCACCUGUUAUGCCUAGCCAUGUUCGUACGCACCGUCCUCUCGUGAAGGUCCCACUGAGACCAUUCGAUUAUCGCGGGGCGGGCGCUAUUCUAGAUCUUUACGUCCUAUCUUCGACCACCGAGGCUCGGGGGUGGGAACACGACGUCGGACGGGAAGGUGAUCGCGCGUGACACCCCUUCACCUCGUUCCUAGCUUGAAAGC
Molecule: messenger RNA, 675 nt
Organism: Durotheca rogersii
Lineage: Eukaryota; Fungi; Ascomycota; Sordariomycetes; Xylariales; Xylariaceae
Exons: 1
Coding region: 133-519 (128 amino acids)
Source: RefSeq, a predicted model, not a curated record